Musa acuminata AAA Group (dessert banana) is the source of this 1769-nucleotide messenger RNA. Its product is annotated as vacuolar cation/proton exchanger 3. The transcript has 11 exons. Lineage: Eukaryota; Viridiplantae; Streptophyta; Magnoliopsida; Zingiberales; Musaceae. Gene Ontology annotation, biological process: intracellular calcium ion homeostasis; calcium ion transmembrane transport. Gene Ontology annotation, molecular function: calcium:proton antiporter activity. The record is from RefSeq and is a predicted model, not a curated record. Gene Ontology annotation, cellular component: plant-type vacuole membrane. The coding region runs from base 116 to 1366 and encodes 416 amino acids.
UUGUAUGCAACGGCACUCUCCUCUCCUCGCGAUCUCUGCAGCUGAGGAAGGGACGUGACGAUGGCGUCGGAGUGGUAGGCCGGGAUCUUCAGCGGCCGGGCUUCCCUGGUGGCGGAUGGCCGGCGCUCGCAGCAUGUCCCCUUUACCGCCGCGGAAGUGGUCCGACCUAGAGAUGUUGGUCAAUGCGCGGUCGGAUACCCUCCGUAACUUUCUCGCCAACCUCCACGAGGUCUUGCUCGGCACCAAGCUCUUCCCCCUCUUCACCGUCGUGCCCCUCGCCAUCGCCGCUCGCUGCUUCCGCUUCGGCCAGGCUUGGGUGUUUAGCUUAAGUUUAAUAGGCCUCGUCCCUCUUGCCGAACGCAUGAGCUUCCUCAGCGAGCAAAUUGCAUAUUAUGCUGGUCCAACAGUUGGUGGUCUCCUAAAUGCCACAUGUGGCAAUGCACCGGAGCUGAUAAUUGCACUGCUAGCGCUGCACAAAGACAAGAUAGGAGUCCUCAAAUGGUCCCUUCUUGGCUCCACCAUCUCCAACCUACUCCUUGUCCUUGGAUCCUCCCUCUUCUGUGGUGGUCUCGCCAAUCUUAACAAAGAACGCCAAUUUGACAGGAAGCAAGCUGAUGCGAAUUUAAUGCUGCUCCUGCUGGCGUCUCUUUGCCACAUUUUGAUUUUGACCUACUGCUAUGUUGUGAAAAAUGAUAUUUACAUGGUGGAUGCAAUCUCAACACUCGAACUGUCGAGGACAUGCAGCAUUGCAAUGCUAGUUGCCUACAUUGGGUGCAUGUUCUUCCAGCUGAUGACCCACCGCCAACUUUUUGUAUCACAAGAGGAGGAUGAUGAUAUUGUUUCUGAUACACCGGUGAUUGGAUUUGCUAGCUCAUUUGCUUGGUUAGUAGGAAUGACGAUGCUUGUCACUAUUCUAUCUAAUUAUGUCAUUAGUACAAUCGAGGCAGCUUCAGAGUCAUGGGGAAUGCCAAUUAGUUUCAUUAGUGUUAUCUUGCUACCUAUUGUUGGAAAUGCAACUGAACAUGCGGGUGCAGUCAUCUUUGCUUUCAAGAACAAAAUUGAUAUCACCUUGGGCAUCUCGUUGGGCUCUUCAGCUCAAAUCUCCUUGUUUUUGGUUCCAUUGACUACUGUUGUGGCCUGGAUAAAGGACAUCCAUAUGGAUCUCAAUUUUAAGCUCCUCGAGACUGGAACUUUGGUUUUGGCAAUACUUAUAACCACCUUCACUCUUCAGGAUGGAAGUUGGCACUAUCUGAAAGGACUGGUCCUCUUACUUUGCUAUGUCGUCAUUGCUGCAGUAUUCUUUUUCUGUCAAACCCCUUUGGAUCAUGUUUAUGUUGCUCCCGUGGAGGUCAAUGGAUACCGAUGAGAUCCGUGAAUCAUCGGCUGCGGUUCUCUGAGUUUGUACCGUUAGCGACUGCAACUUCAGUAAAUAUAUGGUUUUCCAUGAAGGGCGGGCAUAAGUUGCACAUUCAAAUUUAUUGAAAAAUGACUAUUUUAUAUUGGUUUGGUUCUGCCACAAUCAAAGUGUAACUUAGCAUACAAAAGUAUAAAUGGCUGAUAUGUCACCAUUCUCUUGCUGCAAAAACAGUGUCUUCAUUCAUCUAGAGUUUAUGGUUGGUUUAUCACUGUCAACCAUGAAAUCAUAUUGAAACCUGAGACUAAUUGCUCCCAUUCCUCAGCAACACUGAAACUUACAUCCUCCUCUUCUUGUGUGAUCAGUAAUCGACUGACUCAUUGAUGGUGUACUGUGUGUAAUCUGGAACCUCUAC